AUUUCUGAGGGGCUCACCGCGGCCACACUGGUGAAAACAUAAAAGUUGAAAAUUGCAUUUAAAAAAUCAUUAAAAGUAUGGAUAAGUCGUCAGAAAAUUGAUUGAAAAAAUUAGAUAUAUUACCCGUUCCAGACAGUGUACGCGUGUGGAAAUCGACAAAAAAAAAAAAAAAACAAAUUUCAAGCGAAAAGGUAACGUCGACGACAACGGAAUAACUAAGAGAAGCCAGCAACCAGCAGCAGCGGCAGCACGAAGCGAGCAGCAGAGCACGCAGAAUAAAGAAACAAGGAAACAUUUGCACAGCACAACCGAGCAACUGCAGCAGCAGCAGCAGCCAGGCCAGGCAGGCAGGCAGGCAGGCAACGACAAGAAAAACCACUUCAACAAAAGAGGAUAACAUAUUGGAAGUGCUCGCACACAUACCCAUACCCAUACAGCUCAGCUCACAGCUACACACACACGCGAGUGGAAAGAGAGACGAAGCAUUGUACGUGCCCGGUUGACGGUGGGAAAGUAAACCGACAUCUUUUUACGAGCAGAGAGUUUUGCAAUCAGAAGAAGACAGCAAGCAGCCCCAGAGAGUGUUCACAGUUGAUCGGGCCAGCCCUUUGAUAACGCACAUACGGAAAGAAAAAGAGCGAGAGAGAGAGAGAGCUGCUAGCAGUGAGAUCGGAGACGGGACAGGUUGCUGCCCAAAGCCGAAAACCGAAAACCGAAAUACCAAAAACUCGAACGCACACAACGCAUUUGGAAAUCAAGCCAGGCCCCAGCCAGUGGAAAGUGCGUGAGCGUUUGUGCGUGCGUAAUCGAAGCUCCAAAAACUGUGAGAAGACCAGACCCCCCGACUUCGAUCCCCCGUGAACUGCAUUUGCCCAGCGUUGCCACAUCGCCAGUACGCGUGGGGGCGUAAAACCAGUGCUGGAUAGCACCAAGAAAGACACUAGGAACGGGACAAAUCCAAUCCAUGAGCAACUAAACCGAAAUUAAAGUGAAAUUCAAACGAAUUGAAUCGUUAUCCUCAUCGCAAAACAGAUUCCAAAUGAAAACGAUCGUGCUCAGUCCGGACGAUCUGCAGAACUUCAACAAGUUCAUCUAUGACCCGAAGUCAGCCGCCCAGCUGGCCGCCAGCGCGGGGGCGAUUGGAGCAGCGGCGGCAGCGGCAGCUGCCGUGCACGGCCAGCAGCCAGGAGGAGCGAACACCACCACAGUGCAGCUAGUGGCCGGCGGUGGUGGCCUUGGCAAUCCCACAGUUGUUCCAGUCCCCACCAGCACAGCGCAGACCAGUGCCAAUAACCUGAUGGCUCUGCAUUACUAUCUGAAGCAUCCGGGAAUACAGCAGAUGCCGAGCGCAACCACGGUCCAGCAUCACCAACAUCAGCACCAGCAGCAGCUGUUGGCCCAGUCGCAGACACAGCUAAAGCAGCUGCAGUUGAAGCAGCCCACAAUCCACCAGCACCAGCAGCACAUCAGCUACCACCAUCCGUACUACCAGCAGACGCAGCCCCAGCAGCAGCUCCAGCUGCAGCCACAGACACAGAUGAGCCACAGCAAUCCGCACGUGCCGCUGAAAAGUCAGCAACCGCCACAGACCCAUCUGCCCGUGCAUGCGCUGAACCAGAACUCCAACUUCUCAGCGGCCAGCUCCAGUACAGGAGGAACAGCUUCCAGUCAUGCGCCCACACAGCAGUCGAACGGCUCCAGUGUAUCACCCACCAUCAUCCAAAGGGUCACGGCAGUGGGCGGACCAAACAGCAGUAACAUUGCGGCCGCUGCCAACGCGCUCCUGCGAGCCACGGCCGCCGGCAAUGCCAACACCUCGUCCUCGUCAUCGAGCUCCUCCUCCUCUUCCUCGUCGGCGUCGUCGAGCUCCUCGUCAGCCUCUUCUUCCAGCUCAACUAACUGCGCCAAGAAGCUGAAAACAGAGCCCGCCCUUUCGCAGUACAACCAGACGGAACGCCUCAACUUCGCCAACACGUACAUCGUGUGGAGCGAGGAGCACUGGCGACGGGUGGUCUUCCACGACGAGCGGCGCUUUAACCUGGACGGACCCGACGGCUUCUCCUACUACUUUCACGACUUGCGGAACUACGAGCGCACUCUGUCGCAGCGGCCGCGCGGCAACUCUGUCUACAUCUACCUGAUGAUCUGUGUGGGUGGGGCCCUCCAUCUGGAGGUGUCGUCAGCCAAACUGCGUCCUGAGUCAUGCAUCGAGGCCGUUAUGCGCGAGCGACCGAAUAUCAUCAGCAAACUAGGUGGUAGCACAGAGUUUGUGCUGCAGGACCACAACUGGAUGUCGCAUGCACUGCCCACGGCCCAGGACCUGCUCAAUACCAAGGGUCUCAAGACCCAGAAGUGGCCGUCCAUUGCGCACGACCUCAACAUUAUGGAGAACAUCUGGGGCUGGCUCAUCCGAGAGGUGUUCGACGGCGGCCGGAAGUUCUCGCGCAAGGACGACUUGAUAUUCCGCAUCAAGGAGGCGUGGUCCCGACUGCCGCUCGAUCUGAUCACCAACCUGUACAGCACCCUGCCGGAGCGCAUCACGGAGCUGUACUACACACAAGGCGUCUACACGAAUUGUUGACAACCGACAGAAGAGCAACGUGGACGUGGAUGUGGAUGUGGUGGUAUGUUGUCUCCCAGCUCAGGGCACUCCCUUCGGCUCAGCUCCGCCUGGAAGUGGGAGUGGGAGUGCAGACGGAUUCGAUUCUAGGACUUCGUCCGUCUAAGGGGAACUUUCACGACCUGAUCCUGCUGCCGAUGCCAACAAGCCUGGCAUCCAUCCCGCUGGGUCAACCAGUGGGAUGGGGGCGUGAGCGGCGUUCCUCUGCCGGAUACAAAAAUCAAUACAAAAGAAGGAAAUCUUUAUACAAUUCAACUUAACUUUUUGUGUAUAGCUUUAAGAUGUGUGCAACAGAGCAGACCAGACCGUACCGGACGGACCGACCGACGGACGGACAUACGGGAGCGGGACAGAGAGACGCCUGGUUUAAGGUUAUACAGUUUUUUUUAGUUAUUUAAAACAAAAACAAACAAAAAAAUGGAAAAACAUGCAAGAAAAACAAUCGCGCGAGAGGUUUGGGCACGCCAUGUGUGUGUGGUGACACUGGCAGACACACGAAAAGUGUUGCCAUAUCGCUUUGUAAUUAGUGUUUUUAUUCCUUCCUUCACCCGUAUCCACCACAUCCACACACACUCCCGCACCCCCCGCAUAAUGUGUAAGGCUUAAUUUUAGUUGACGUUUGCCUUUCCUACCUAAUCCCAUCCCCCCACUCCCCUCCCCACCAAACCCAACGCCCUAUUAAAUAUACGUAUUUAGAUUAUACAUAUACAUAAUAAUUAGUUGCAAAACAAAUUUAUUUGAACUUAACUCCUUUUGUUGAUUGUUUUUAGUUAUGCAAGCGAGAAAUGUAGCAGUAGAGAAGAGAAAGACGCAUGAAGAGCGCAGAGGAAAUUUAUGAAAAGCGAGAAGAGCAAGCAAGAUGAAAUGAAUAAAUAAACUUGUAACUAAAGUAUUAUUGUAAGGCAUAGUUUUUGUUGUAGCAAAAUACGGAAAAGAACUCACGUAAAAUUAUACAGACAGACAAAACACACUCACAUAAAUAAACACACGCAAGAAUCCUAUCAUGUAAAAUGUUUACGAACAGAAAUUAUAAAUAAACUAAUUAUCAAUGUAAUUAAUACAUAUUAAACAAAAGAAUAACAAAACGAAACAAAGCAAAGCAAAAGCAACUUAGUGUUAAUUUAAGAUCAAAAAUAACUAACUGAAGAGUAUAGAAAACUAGAAAUCGAUAGAAAUCAUGCUGAAUUCAACCCCAAACGAAACCGAACCCAAACCCAGCCCACAUCCGCCCUUCCCUACCCCCACCGUCAGACAGAAAAGAACCCAUAAAACUCGAACAAAACUUCCUAGUGAUGGGUGGCAAAAGCACUUCAUUUGCCACCGCUAAAUGGCAGCUACUGGCGAGCUCCGUUGUUGGUGUUUCUGUGAGAGAAGGCAAAUGGAUAGGAUAGUACGCUCCCCAUGAAAACCCAUAUUUAGCAAUACAAUGAAUGAACUGAACAAAAUGAAAGCAACUAAUCUAUGAAAGUAUCCUUGAAAUAAACACACACAUAUAUA
Molecule: messenger RNA, 4117 nt
Organism: Drosophila miranda
Lineage: Eukaryota; Metazoa; Arthropoda; Insecta; Diptera; Drosophilidae
Product: protein MTL1
Exons: 2
Coding region: 1040-2581 (513 amino acids)
Molecular function (GO): nucleic acid binding
Source: RefSeq, a predicted model, not a curated record